This is a messenger RNA of Oncorhynchus keta (chum salmon), 6093 nucleotides long. Its product is annotated as sprouty-related, EVH1 domain-containing protein 2-like. The record is from RefSeq and is a predicted model, not a curated record. The coding region runs from base 389 to 1732 and encodes 447 amino acids. Gene Ontology annotation, molecular function: protein kinase binding. Lineage: Eukaryota; Metazoa; Chordata; Actinopteri; Salmoniformes; Salmonidae. The transcript has 6 exons. Gene Ontology annotation, biological process: negative regulation of MAPK cascade; multicellular organism development. Gene Ontology annotation, cellular component: membrane.
ACUUCCAGUGUCGGCGGCGUUGGCUUCUACCGACAGAAUCCAACAUGGAGUAACCAGAGAUGGGGCUCGUACGGGGCCAUCCUCACCGACAUCAACGCACGAUUUCAAUUACCGCAUUUCAGCAUGGGGCGCGACGGGAUUAAAUCGGUGGAGGUAUUCCAAAGGGAUUUACACUCUCGUGGAUGCACUCGAAUAAUUGUAGUGAAGCCCUGAGAGACGAAGAAGAGAAGCAAGAAAUAACGCAAACAGUAAAAAAAACACUCGGAAAACUAGGCUGCUACUGUUACGGGUGUGUGAUCGAGGUGUUGGACGAGAAGGGCAAGACAAAAUGAAGACACCACACAAUGUACCCUCGGGUGGGAUAUUAUUGUAGGUGAAACGAAAAAAAAUGACCGAGGAAACACACCCAGACGAUGACAGCUACAUUGUGCGUGUCAAAGCGGUGGUCAUGACCCGGGACGACUCGAGUGGCGGUUGGCUGGCCCAGGACGGUGGGUGCCUCAGCCGUGUGGGCGUGUGCAAGGUGCUGUCGGCCGAGCUGCUGGGCCGAAGCAGCUUCCUCAUCCACGGCGAGCGCCUCAAAGACAAACAGGUGAUUCUGGAAUGCUUCCUGAAGAAGGAUCUGGUGUACACCAAGGCCACGCCCACAUUUCACCACUGGAAAGUGGACAACAAGAAGUGUGGCUUGACGUUCCAGAGCCCGGCCGACGCACGUGCCUUCGACCGUGGGGUCAGGAAAGCCAUGGAGGAUCUGACGGAAGGAUCUACCACCUCUUCUUCGACCAUCCAGAACGAGGCCGAGUUGGGUGACGACGAUGUUUUCACUAAUGCCACCGACAGCUCGUCCAACUCCUCCCACUCCCAGAAGAAGGAGCCCCUGCAGCUGCAGACCCUGGCCCCGCCCAGCUUCUGCGAGCCGCGCCGCCACCACUGCAUCCUGGGCCACUUCUACGACCAGCACCGACCCUCGGACCACUACUUCCUGGAUCAGGUGGGUGGCUGGGGGACGACAGUGGCGAAGUCAGUUCCCAUGUUCCCACGCCACGUCAGCUUCCAGGUGGAGGAGGAGGAGAUCGUGCGCAUCAACCCUCGCGAGCGGACCUGGCUGACUGGGUACGAGGACUACCGGCACGCCACCGCCACGCGCGACAAGCUCAUCCAGCACCCCGAGGACGCCUACGUGCACUUCGCCAAGAGCGAGCCGCCUAAGCACGACUACACCUACCCUUACCCCCUGGGCCUUGACCCCCACCAGCAUGCAAGGGACCCCAAGAUAGGCUGCGUGGACCGACUUGGUGGGGGCGGACUUAUCGGGGGACACAGGGCGGUGGUCACAGCCCAGCCCCGCACUCUCCAGCUCAAGGGCAAGCGGCGGAAGGAGGACGGCGAGCGCUCGCGCUGCGUCUACUGCCGGGACAUGUUCAACCACGAGGAGAACAGGCGCGGGCGGUGCCAGGAGGCGCCGGACCCAAUCCAGACGUGCAUCCACCGGGUCAGCUUCAUGUGGUGCGCGGACAGCCUGCUCUACCACUGCAUGUCAGACCCGGAGGGCGACUACUCGGACCCGUGCUCGUGCGACACCAGCGAUGAGCGCUUCUGCCUGCGCUGGCUGGCUCUGGUUGGGCUGUCGCUGCUGGCCCCCUGCAUGUGCUGCUAUGCCCCCCUGCGCGCCUGCUACCGCUGCGGGGUGGCCUGCCACUGCUGCGGGGGCAAGCACAAAGCUGUGGGCUGAGUGCCAGGAGGGAGAGUAGAACAGAGACCCAUGGAAGGGACUGGACCGGAAGAGUGUGGCCCCGCUAUUCUUUUGUUUUGUGUUUUUGUUUUCGCUGUUGUGUCUCUCGGCCAAAUUCCAGAUGGGAAAACAAUUGGCUUGUCCCGAUUCUUUUCGAUUUGGAAAUUUCUCUCGGUGGAAAGAAAGAAAAAAUAAGUUUCCUUUUUAAAUUUUUAUAGGGGUACCCUGCCUACGGCUUCCACGUCCUUGCAUUACAAAGACUAAAACAAUGAAUAUUCAUAUAUAAAUAUUAUAUAAACAGGUACUUUAUAUUUUUACACAUGUUUUAAAGGCUUGAAUAUUUUUACCAGUGUUUUGUGUGAGGUCAGUGUGAGCGUUGUUUUCUGAGGGGGGGCUCUCACUUUGUGUUCCCCUCGCAUGGCUCACCACCAAUCACAGAUCAAGCUGGUUCCCGCCUGUAAAGCAGAGGCACUUAAGUCAAGGGUGUGUCCUUAAUGGUACCAUAUUGCUGAUAAAGUGCACUACUUUUGAUCAUAGCCCAAUGGGCCCUUGUCUAACGUAGUGCAAUAUAUAGGUAAUAGACUGCCAUGUGGGAUGCAGCCCCAACUGUGAUCACGUCUGCCCCUCCCAGCCAAUGAAACAAAAGAAAAGGCAAACGUUUAACCAGUGUUUCCUCAUUCUGCACCUUGACUACUCCUGACCUAGCCUGUUCCCAGAUCAAUUAGACCUACUCCUGACCUAGCCUGUUCCCAGAUCAAUUAGACCUACUCCUGACCUAGCCUGUUCCCAGAUCAAUUAGACCUACUCCUGACCUAGCCUGUUCCCAGAUCAAUUAGACCUACUCCUGACCUAGCCUGUUCCCAGAUCAAUUAGACCUACUCCUGACCUAGCCUGUUCCCAGAUCAAUUAGACCUACUCCUGACCUAGCCUGUUCCCAGAUCAAUUAGACCUACUCCUGACCUAGCCUGUUCCCAGAUCAAUUAGACCUGGGGCCAGGCUACCCCUGACUAUACAGAUUUUUUAAAACCAAAUUAAACCCAAUAUCAAUGAAUGUCAGUGGAGACACGCCUGGAAAAAACCUGAAUGUACCAUUCUACUGCUUGGUCAAAUUAGACUGACUGUAUUGUGGAUUUGACCCAGAACCAAAUCUAAAAUGGGUCAGGGGUACUUGAGUAUUGGAUGGGGAAACUCUGCUUUAGACACUUAAUCUGUAGGGUUGUGUGUGUCUGUGUGACUUCCUAUGUGCAAAAGUCUGGAAAAUGGAAUGGGCAACAAUGUAUCCCUGAUUGCUAUUGUUGUGACUUCAACUAAAAGCCAAAAUGACAAAAUAAGCUGCAGCGUUUAUAUAGAGUAUCUAAAUUGGUCUUUUUUUCUCUUCUUUUUUUAAACAUAAUAAUCCUCAAUCAACCGUUUAUUACAGUGGAGGAGAACUCAAGCCUUGGGUAACUUUUUAUUCAGUUGAUAUUUGAUGAUAAUCUUUUGAUAUAGUUAUUUAUUUGCCUUGCUAAAUUUAGACACCAGCCUAGGGGGUUAUAAGAGGAAGGGAACAGUCCCAUUUGUAAACUAAACACAGCCAAGAGGGGAAGAGGAGAGAUUUUUGUCACCUUUUGAGAUGGAGGAUGACCUUGUCCACACUACAGUGUCAUUGGUGCUCUCUUAUGCGUGUCUUUUUUCCUUUUGUCUUUCAAAAGGAUACUCAACGAGGCUAACUGUCAGGGAAUCGCUAUCUAUAUAGUUUUGCUCAACUUUAGCUCGAGAGAAAGACACACCGCUUUGAUCUGGUUGUUCAUCGUUCCCCACAAGGGUAUAAGAUAGUGGGUUCUCCCAACAAAGGGACGUGCUGGCACACCCUAUUCACCUAAUCGUGUUCUUCAGUCUAUACCACGAUUAGCUGAUACAGGUGCGUUACUGCAGGGCUGGAACGAAAGGCUGCACACCCAGUAGCUCUCCCAAGACCAGAGUUGGAGACAAGUGGAGAAGUGUUGAAUCUAUUCUUCUGUAGUCCAAUAACUCCCUCUCCCUGGUCUUUUACUCAGUAUUACAUUACAGCCAAGGGCAAGGGAGGAGGCUGUCUGUCAGCCAAUCGCAUCAGUCAAGAUGGUGUCAAAAUAUAUACACAAAUAAAAUGGGCGCUACAGCAUGAAUAUACAUCAACAUAUGUACGGUUGAAGUCGGGAUGUUUACAUUCACUUAUGUUGGAGUCAUUAAAACUAGUUUUUCAACCACUCCACUAAUUUCUUGUUAACAACUAUAGUUUUGGCAAGUCGGUUAGGACAUCUACUUUGUGCAUGACAAGUAAUUUCCCAACGAUUGUUUACAGACAGAUUAUAUCACUUAUUCACUGUAUCACAAUUCCAGUGGGUCAGAAGUUGACUGCGCCUUUAAACGGCUUGGACAAUUCCAGAAAAUUAUGUCAUGGCUUUAGAAGCUUCUGAUAGGCUAAUUGACAUUUGAGUCAAUUGGAGGUGUACCUGUGGAUGUAUUUCAAGGCCUACCUUCAAACUCAGUGCCUCUUUGCUUGACAUCAUGGGAAAAUCAAAAGAAAUCAGCCAAGACCUCAGAAAAAAAAUAUUGUAGACCUCCACAAGUCUGGUUCAUCCUUGGGAGCAAUUUCCAAAUGCCUGAAGGUACCAUAUUCAUCUGUACAAACAAUAGUACGCAAAUAUAAACACCAUGGGACCACGCUGCCGCAUACCGCUCAGGAAGGAGACACUUUCUGUCUCCUAGAGAUGAACGUGCGAAAUGUGUGAAUCAAUCCCAAAGCAACAGCAAAGGACCUUCUGAAGAUGCUGGAGGAAACGGGUACAAAAGUAUCUAUAUCCUCAGUAAAACUAGUCCGAUAUCGACAUAACCUGAAAGGCCGCUCAGCAAGGAAGAAGCCACUUCUCCAAAACUGCCAUAAAAAUGCCAGACUACAGUUUGCAACUGCACAUGGGGACAAAGAUCGUGCUUUUUGGAGAAAUGUCCUCUGGUCUGAUGAAACAAAAAUAGUACUGUUUGGACAUAAUGACCAUCGUUAUGUUUGGAGGAAAAGGGGGAGGCUUGCAAGCCAAAACACAUCCCAACCGUGAAGCACGGGGGUGGCAGCAUCAUGUUGUGGGGGUGCUUUGCUGCAGGAGGGACUGGUGCACUUCACAAAAUAGAUGGCAUCAUGCGGGAGGGAAAAUUGUGGAUAUAUCGAAGCAACAUCUGAAGACAUCAGUCAGGAAGUUAAAGCUUGGUCGCAAAUGGGUCUUCCAUAUGGACAAUGACCCCAACAAGCACACUUCCAAAGUUAUGGCAAAAUGGCUUUAGGUUGGGAAAACUCCUUGUGUCAUGCACAAAGUAGAUGUUCUAACCAGCUUGCCAAAACUAUAGUUUGUUAACAAGAAAUGUGUGGAGUGGUUGAAAAACGAGUUUUAAUGACUCCAACCUUAGUGUAUGUUAACUUCCGACUUCAACUGUAUAUAUGUAUUGAAACAACAAAAACUAGCCUCCCAUUUAAAACCACCCUGUAAACUCACCUCGUGGGAGGAACAUUGUUUGAUUUUUUUUCCCCCUGUAAGGAAGCACAACACUAAUCAGAAAAAACCUUAUGAACAAUAUGCGCAAAUUCCUGUGAAGUACCCGGUCUCGAGUCGAAUCAACGUGGCAGAAAAUACAUCUUAUGCGAUCGAUCGCAAUCAUACAUGAACUAAUCGUCAUAACCAUUCGAGUUCCGAGCCAUGUCUGGAGUUAAAUGGGCGACGGCAUCAUGGCGUUGCGGGUUCUGUACAAAAGCUGUCGUUGUGUCCGUCUUUCUCUUUACCCUCUCUAUCUAUCUCUCUCUCUCUCUCUCUCUCUCUCUCUCUCUCUCUGCCUUUCUUCCUUCCAUUUUUCUGCUGUGUGUCCCUGUUUGUCAGCUUUGCAAUAUUGUUGCCAUUCAUUGUAGAGAAGAUCCCAGUUUUAUUUUUCUAUCUGUGGUAAAAGAAAAGUUAACCAAAAGCAGUUUGUCUGUUUUGGUGCAGUGUCUAAUUCCUGCACACAUUGAACUAUUAAAGGAAAGUGCCUGAAGCAUCCUCUUCAUCUAUCUCAUGUAUACUUAGUAUUUUCUCUUUUUAUGUUUAAAGAAACAGUUAAAUCGAUUGUUUUCUGUUUGUUUGUUUUUUUACAAUCUAAGUUUUUACCUCUGUAAAAAAAAAAGCUAAAAUAUAUAUAGAUAUAUAUAUAUAUCUAUCAAGUGUAUGAUGUACAUUUUAAGUUCUAUUUUUGUAUUGUUUCCAAUAUGAUCAUCACGACUCUUUGCUUUUAAAAAGAAAAAAUGAGAAAAGAGAAAUUAACAUCUGUAUAAAUGCCAAUACAUCAUAUGGAAACUAACAGAAGCAUGGCCUGGAUAGUAAGUA